AUGCGCGGACCUUACGUUACAGCGGCGGCCGCUGCAGCAGCCACGCUGAUGGCCAGCUCUGCCGUCUCCGCAAUGCCUCUAGGCUUUGACGAUUUGAGUGACCCAACCUCAUAUCUGUCUCCCCGUUCCUCCAUUUCAGAGCGCCGAGACGUUUCUAGUUCCCUCAAGACCUGCCUGAGUAAGACGGGAGCUCAGAUCGACUAUCCUGGAAGCAACGCAUACAACAGCGAGUCGUUCUCCGAGAACAGCUCCAUCAAGCCUUACCAGCCCGCCAUCAUCGUCACACCUGCCAACGCCCAGCAAGCAGCGAGCGCACUCAAAUGCGCUGCCAACGAAGGUGGCAAGACCAAAGUUGUAGCGAAGAGCGGAGGACACUCCUACGCUGGUUACUCUUUGGGCGGUCAAGAUGGCUCCUUGGUCAUCUCACUCUCCAAGUUGGAAACUCUGACCGUGGACAAAAGCGCCAAGACUGCGCGCGUAGGCGCAGGUAACCGUUUGGGACCCAUGGCACAAGCCCUUGGUGAAGCUGGAUUCGCCUUGCCUCACGGUACCUGUCCCACCGUCGGAACGGGCGGUCACUCGCUCGGAGGUGGUUGGGGCUUCAGCAGCAGAAAGUGGGGCUGGCUUCUGGACCACAUCGUCGAGAUGGAAGUGGCUACGCUGGAUGGAAAAGUCAAGAAAGUCAAUGCGCAGAGCACGGGCGACGAUGCCGAUCUUUGGUGGGCUCUGCGGGGUGCUGGCGCUUCGAACUUUGGCGUCGUCACCACGUUUACGUACGCUCUGGAAGAUGCACCCACAAACGUCAUCAAUCACUCGCGCACAUAUGCCAACAACAAGGACUGCGCUCAAGCGCUGCUGGCAUUCCAAGACCUCGGUGCCAAGACGGUCGCGAACGGCGGUCUGCCCGCCGAGUUUGGCGCCGAGCUCUUGCUCUACGGUGAAGGAAGCGGCUCCGACGGAGCUUGCACCAUUUCUGGUCAAUAUCUGAGCGGACCGAAACACUACCAGAACGCAUCGCUCAUCCUCGACAAUGCAAUCUCGAAGCGAGGCGUCAAGCCAUCCAAGACCUCUGCUCCCGCCUUUAGUGGCAGUCAGGAUGGCGACAACAGCGCUUGGCUUCAGGCUCUUAAGAACCUGGUGAGUCAUGGCACAAGCCUCUUUUUCACUUGAACGAUCCUGAUCUGUUGUGUCUUGCGAUCUUCUUGCAGAUGGGCGAUUUGCAACAAGCACCAGCUGCAGACCCUUACUACGCCAAGAGCUUGCUCGAUGAUGGUAAUGUGCGCUUCAACCCCGCUUCGGCCAAAGCCAUCAUCGACAAAUUGCAAAGCUAUGUCGGCGGCGAGGAAGGCAAUUCGAUCAGCUUCGACCUGAACGGUCCAGCAUCCAAGACCAACGCCCCUCUCAGCUCUGCCUCAGCAUUCGACACCAACCGAGGUUCGCUCUUUUUCAACCAAUUCUACUCUUACGGAGUGCCCGGCCCCGACAAUCCCAAGGGCCAGCAGUCGCUGUAUACCAAAUUCGAUAUCCUGGUCGACACUGUCAAGAACGCGGCACCGAACGCGAACUGGAGAGCUUACUCCAACUACGUAGACUUUAGACUGAAAGACUGGGGCCGCGCUUACUACGGCAGUAGCUUGGACAGACUGAAGAGCAUCAAAGCCAGACUCGACCCGAACAGCGUCUUUGACUACCAACAAAGUCUUGCUCAUGCCUGA
This is a messenger RNA of Ceraceosorus bombacis, 1715 nucleotides long. Lineage: Eukaryota; Fungi; Basidiomycota; Exobasidiomycetes; Ceraceosorales; Ceraceosoraceae. The record is from the annotation of a GenBank genome assembly.